Cyprinodon tularosa is the source of this 6373-nucleotide messenger RNA. It is a transcript of the gene mcf2a, whose product is annotated as MCF.2 cell line derived transforming sequence a. Gene Ontology annotation, molecular function: guanyl-nucleotide exchange factor activity; protein binding. Gene Ontology annotation, biological process: dendrite development; intracellular signal transduction. The transcript has 30 exons. Gene Ontology annotation, cellular component: cytoplasm. The record is from RefSeq and is a predicted model, not a curated record. Bases 437 to 3781 code for a protein of 1114 amino acids. Lineage: Eukaryota; Metazoa; Chordata; Actinopteri; Cyprinodontiformes; Cyprinodontidae.
ACACUCAGAGAGGGGAGGGGAAGGGACUGACAGCCGUGGCCAGAUGGAGCUCUGUUUGUUUUUAAGCAGCUAACUGCUGCUGAGAGCAGGACACACUGUCGACUCUGGUGUCCAUUAACGCGGGGAGAAAAAGACAUCACACCCAGUUGGGGCAGUGACAGGUCAACGGACUGCUGCUGCUGUUGUGUUGAUGUGAGGACAGCUCUGCUCUGAUGUAAUGUGGAGGCAGUCUGCAGCUUCAAGGUCGAGAACCUCAGGAGGCUGUCCCCAUCUGGAUCUCAGGCCUCCAAAACUUCAUGGGUUUUUUUGUUCGAGUACCUCUAAUUCUUAUAAAGUUGUAUUAUGGAAGGCUGGACCGCUCUGAAGAGGAUAUGAACCCCAGAUUGCUGUAAGCAAACCGUUAUUUCAGUCUGUUUCUGUGACAGCAAUAAAGGGAAUGGGCCCAGCCUCACUGCAGGAGGAGAGGGAGCUGGGCAAAGAGUCUAAGGAGGAGAUGGAGAGCUACCGUUGCCUUCUGCAGGCCGGCUCCCAGCUGCAGAGCACCCUACAGCAGGUGACUGUUCCUGUCAGCCUGAAGGAAGUGGGAGGAUAUAUAGAGAAACAAGUUGCAUACCUAUCAGGAGGACGUGGGGAAGACUCCAGCGUCAUCAUUACCCUCCCAGAGUGCUCAGCGUUCAGUGACAUUCCAGAGGACGCUUUAGCCAAAGUCUUUACCUACCUCACUCUCAUUCCUCGAACCCGACAACCUGGAGUUAAGUUUAUCAUCAUCUUAGACCGAAGACUGGAUACAUGGGCCUCUAUCAAAGCUGCUCUUGCCAGGAUAGCAGCCUCCUUUCCUGGGAACCUCCACCUGGUCUUGGUGCUCCGACCCACCAGCUUCUUCCAUCGUACUGUAACAGAUAUUGGUUUCCGCUUCAGCCAGGAUGACUUCAUGCUCAAGAUGCCAGUGGUGAUGCUGAGUUCUGUCACAGACCUGCUCCGCUACAUUGAUGAAAAUCAGCUGACAUCAGAGUUUGGAGGAACUUUGGACUACUGUCACAGUGACUGGAUUGUUUUACGGACGGCUAUUGAAAGUUUUGCAGUAACGGUAAAAGACAUUGCUCAAAUGUUACAAGGCUUUGGCACAGAGCUGGCAGAGGCAGAGCUACCCGAUGAGGGAAAAGCCAUCGAGCACCUCUUAGAGACUCACACUGCAAAGUAUAAAAAGCUCAAGGAUGCAAUAAGGUCUGUUUCAAAGGAAGGUUGCCAUCUUCUGUCCAACCUGGAAACAACUGGGAAAGAUGAUGACUCCCAGUGGGAUGUGAAACUGGACUGGGAGACAGUACAGAGUUCCUCUGUUAGGCUCCUUGCACAGCUCAGAGACAUGGAGUUGGCCUUUGACGGCUUCUUUGAGAAGCAUCACCUGAAACUCCAUCAGUACCUUCAGCUGCUUAGAUAUGAGCAAAGCUUUAAGGAGAUGGAAUUAUGUCUUGAGCAUCUAAUGCAGCAAGAAAGAGAACUUUCCAUAAAUGUGAGCACGCUGGCCCAAACAGAGCAGGCUCUCAAAAGGCUCGACAGCCUGGAAUCUAAUGCACAGGAAGUGAUAUCACGGGCCCAGAUCAUCAUCCUCCACGGACACCAGCUAUCAGCAGGUCACCACUAUGCCAUGGCGCUCAUUAUGCAGCGCUGCAAUGAGCUUCGCCACCACUGCGACACACUCUCUGCUGCUCUGAAGUCCAAGCACUCUUUUCUAAUGCAAAUGCACCAGCUCCUGCUUUGUCUUGGGCAGGCCCAGACUUGGUGUGAUGAUGGAGCAUAUUUGUUGGCGAACCAACUAGUAGACAAGUCCCAGUCGAAGGAGGGUGCCCAGAUAGCUUUAAGGGAAAUAGAUAAGUUCCUUGAGGGAGCGCCGUCUAUGUUGAGCUCCGGUCAUGAUUUUCUAGCUAUGGAGUAUGAGGCAGUCAUCACUCCUCACCUACAGACUCAGAUUGGGAACGUUUUUGAAAAGCAUGCAGCAGUGCAGCAGAUGAUCCAGAACCGACAAGCUUGUUUAAGGAAGCUGGCAGACAGACAUGUGCGACCGAUCCAGCUUGUGGCCCCCAGGCCUGAGAACCAACCCCGCUCCAAAUCCCCACUCUUUUCUCCAAAGCACGGUGAUGGUUUAAAGUUCACAUUUGACAUUUCUCUUCCUGGGAAAAAAUCCUCGAGAAAAAGUCCAAACCCCAGAAAAAUAGAGGUGAUGCAUGACUACCAGGAGAGCCGGAGCUGUGUGUCGUACAGUCUGGAUGGAGAUGACAGCCCGGAUCUCUUGAAGCGUCAUGUGAUGAGGGAACUUAUAGAGACUGAGAGGAUCUAUGUGGAGGAGCUGCUGUCAGUGCUACUGGGUUACAGGGCUGAGAUGGAUAACCCAUCUCUGUCGACGCUUUUGCCACCGAUUCUACGCAGUAAAAAAGAUAUUCUCUUUGGAAACAUGCCUGAGAUCUACAACUUUCACAGCAGAGUGUUCCUUCAAGACCUGGAAGGGUGUCUGGAGGCACCUGAAGCUGUCGGAACUUGUUUCCUCCAUCGGAAAGAAAGUUUCCAGAUGUAUGAAAUGUACUGUCAAAAUAAGCCACGUUCUGAAGCACUAUGGAGACAGUUCUCAGAGUGUCCCUUUUUUUCGGAGUGUCAAAAGAAGCUGGAGCACAAACUGGGCCUGGACUCCUACCUGCUGAAACCAGUCCAACGGCUCACAAAAUACCAGUUGCUGCUCAAGGAGCUGCUGAAGUACAGCCAAGAUUGUGAGGGUAGUUCUGAGCUGCAGGAGGCACUGACAGCCAUGCUGGAUCUGCUCAAGUCAGUCAAUGACUCCAUGCAUCAGAUUGCAAUUACAGGAUAUGAGGGGGAAAUCUGUGAACUGGGCCGUGUGCUCAUGCAGGGCUCUUUUAGCGUGUGGAUCAGCCACAAAAGAGGUCCCACACGGAUGAAGGAGUUGGCUCGCUUCAAACCAAUGCAGAGACACUUCUUCCUGUAUGAAAGGGCUCUUCUUUUGUGUAAAAGAAGGGAGGAUCACGGAGACAGCAGCGACAAGACUCCCUCCUACAGCUUCAAGCACUGUCUAAAGAUGACUGCUGUGGGGAUCACAGAGAAUGUCAAAGGUGAUGUAAAGAAGUUUGAGAUCUGGUACAGUGGAAGGGAGGAAGUUUACGUGGUUCAGGCUCCAACGGUGGAAGUAAAGAUGGCCUGGCUCAAUGAACUCCGCCGAAUUUUGACCAAUCAGCAGAAGUUGCUUAGAGACGAAGCACAUCAACAUGGCCCACUGGCUGAACACAUGCAGCUUUCUCCAUCACUCACUGAAAGCAAACAGCAGAGGGCGUCAGUGAGCUCAGAGGAUACUGAAUCAGGAAGGAGCAGUCCAGAGCCCCAGUCUCACUCCCCUAAACACCAGCCCAACCGCCGGAGUUGGCCCGGAGCUCAUCACUCAGUAGACGUCUGCGAGGAGUGGUCUGGAGAUCAGGACGCCUUCCUCCCUUCUGAGAUAGAGGAGAAAAAUUUGCUCAAAUUGUCUCCAGGCAAGUACAGAGCUAUGGCUGACUGUCCCCAAAACGGACCAGGCAGCAUCAUCAUCAAGCGUGGAGACGUCAUCCAUCUACAAUGUGAAGACAACAGGGGGCGCUGGCUUGUGAAAAAUCUGAGUCGGCAGCUGGAGGGCUUCAUAGCAGCUGCCUGUCUGCAGCUCAUCAUAGGAAACAGCAGCCAUGAGCACUCUCCCAGACUAGGAGACCCAGGGAACCUGAAGGUGAGAAAGCUGAGCUCCCCGUAGAGAAGAAAGAACUGAGGAUGAAUGACGAUCUUAUGCUGGAUGAUGAGCAGAGAUGGAACAGACUGAGUCAUAGCUGUCUCAUAACUGAGGCUGCCAAUAACUCCUCUCCUCAAAGAGGCUGCUUUCUUCAAUUGCUGCUUUCCUAGUUUUCACUUUUAAUCUCCUAAACUGAUGUUUUUUGAUCAUAAAGAUCUCUUUAGCAAUCACCUCAAAGCCACAGGAGCAGGUACGCUUCUAUUGGACAAUCAACAGCUUACCCGGAUCAUGUUCUUUUUACUUUUUGAUGUACAAUAACUCUCUUGUUCUUCUGGCAUUUCCUGUUCUACUAUGGAUGCAGCAUAUGAGUUUGCUGCUUCAGUAAUGCGUCAACUCAAAGACUGGGCUCCGUAUUUCCCUCCUAAUACCUGACGUUAUUUUAUUCCUAAGAGCUUUUCUUUCUGUUUUGUUCCUAAGGGAUGUACAGUAAACAUGAAUUUAACCUUAAAACUGUUAAGGAAAUUGUACUGUUUUUUAUAAAACUUUUAAUGAAUAUUAUUUUCACGUCUGUAUAAAAUACUCUUUCGUUCUCAUGUCACCACUCUUCCAUACAGUUAAGAGUUUAAAUACCAAAAUGUGCCAUGCCUUAUUGCCUUUAUAUUUCCGAUCUUUUAGGGAUUCUAUGUGCUUUUUGCAAAAAAAAUCUGUGUUCUCCAUUCCAAAUGACCUCACAAAACUUUAUCAGGCACUUUAAAAGGGUGAGCUCUAUUUUAUUUAAAGGGCAUUUAUCAUCAUUUGUGUUCUUCUGUUGCGUUGAUGCUUGCAGCUUAUGAAAGUAAUGACAUUGAGAACUAUGAAGAAAAAACAGUAAUUGAAAAUGCAGCCAAAUGCUGCUUAAGAUGGUUUUAUGUUUAAAUUGUGUGAUGGUCCAUAAUAUAAAGACUAUCCAAAGUGAAAGCAUAGUAAAGUCUGCAGCUCAAAUAUAAUGCCUUUAGGGUAAGAUCUGUAUGAUUAUGUACCGCCUGGAAAAAAAUGUUGUCAAGAAAUGUGUUAUAUGGAGGGAUUUAAACGAACUGUAGAGUGAACCUAGCCUGUUUGUUAUUUCACUCUGGAAAAUGACAAACAGUGAGAAAAACUGAAGUUAAACUGAUGUUAGAAAUUCUGCUGCAGGUCUGACAAGCUUUGUUACUCUGAUGCACACAGGUGUCAACACUUUCUAUUCUUACAACUGUGUCAGUAGAAUAACUUUAAUUAGGAAGCAAUGCAAUAAUUAUGCAACUCUGUUUUCUCUACACAAUCAGCCGGUGUAUUAUCAACAUUUUUUUUUCUUUAUCUGUGUUACAGUAGUGCAGUUUAGACAUGCAGAUAGUUUCACCAACAACAGCUUCAAACAACUGUGUUACACAUGUGAGUUAUUCAUAUCUGUGUACAUCAAACAAUCUUUGACAGAGUAUAUGUAAGAAUUCACAUAGGAAACAUUUUGACAACCUUGAUUGCAUCUAUUGUCUGGCUGCUGACUAUUCAUUCAAGUUACCUAUCGUUGCCUUAGCAAGAACUGUGUCAUUUCCUUUUCCUGCAGUUAUUGUUCCAAAAUGACUAAUUGUUAAAUAAUCCUGAAGUAUAAAAGAAAUGUAUUACAUAGUUUUUGCUUUGUUGAGUUAGGAGAAAUCUCGUUCUGUGUAUUGGUUUAUUUUCUAUCCCUCUAUCCAUGUUCCCUGCUGGAUAAUCUUUGUAGAUCAUACUGCAUCAGCCAUUUAACAUAUUCUUCUCACAAAAGUCUGUCAUAACAGAAAUUUCCAAGCGCAUUAAUAGCGUAGUUAAAUGUUUUUUGUUUCAUACAAGUGCUUUUAAAUGUACCUUUCCUCUUUGAAAAGCAGUGUAAUUUCUUUUUUUCAUACUUUAAGCUUUUUUUAAUUUCAGUUACGACAUAUAAUGAUCUUUGGCCUUUAACUACAAAACCACCUAUUCUCUACUGAAUGUGCUCUUUGCUUGCUGCUUUACCUUUUUAACUAUGUUUUCAUCCUGUUGUUGUUGCGCCUCUUUGUAUUCCUAAAUGUAUGAAGGGUUGGGAAGGCAGGGGACACAUUUACCCAUGAAUGAGUGGUAGUAGUUCAUGUUGUGAAACACGGUUAAUAAACAUGAUAGAGAAAAAAGGCAAAUUGUUGCUUGGAUGAUGGCCAAGCACAAAACGGCAGUUGAUCUUCCUCAGAAAUUUUAAAAAAGGGGACUGCCAUUCAAAGCACAGCCGAUAAAGAUGGAGGAGGUGUGAGAGAAAAUUAGGCAAAUUUGUAUUUAAAUAUAUCAAAAGGAAGAUGAUUUCUCUUUCAGGAAUAUAGUUCAGUAACUAUUUCUAUCCACGUUAAAAGGGAUCCCAUACAAACAUGAACUACCGGUAUAUAUACUUAAAAUUAAAACAAAUUCUUAGAGCAACAGGGGCUGCUGCACACCCCACACCUCCUAAAAUGGUCAUGUUUUCUAUACUGUCAUCAGCUUUGCUUUAUAUUAUAAAGCAUCUGUUAAUGUCUCAUAGGAAACCAAAUCUCCAUAUGCUUAGAAAAAAAGCUAUGCAUAACUAUGGUGAAACUUCAGUUGAAGUAAAGUGACAAUAUUAAGAUG